This is a messenger RNA of Mesorhabditis belari, 1131 nucleotides long. The record is from the annotation of a GenBank genome assembly. Lineage: Eukaryota; Metazoa; Nematoda; Chromadorea; Rhabditida; Rhabditidae.
AUGGCGAUGCCAAUCGAUGUAAGCACCUCUGGCCCGAAAGGACGCUACGACCCGAGCCCGGUUGAGAUUGUGCGCGGUGAAUCACUUUGGUCGCCACAUCACACUGCCUCGACGCAUCUCAUCAGUUCUGCUUCCGAGCCAAUUGAUCCCGUCUAUCGACCAAUUACCAGUCCUCCAAGGACAAUCGCUGAGAGGUUUGAAGAUUUACUAGAACGCAUGAAGAAGACUUGCGGCUGGUGUCGAGAUGUGCCUGGUCCCCUCCUACUUCUCUUCUUCUUGGUCUUUUUGGGAAUCAUCAUCACUGCGGCAAUUCUCAUCCUCAUCUUUGCGCUGCCAGGAACACAAACAUUACCAUUGGUUCUCGGAGGCUCUGAAGCUGAAAUGGUUAUCUCGGAUAUCACAUGGCCUCUCCUCGCUGAAAAGAAUGAUGACACGCUUGUUGAGUUUUCGACAACUAAUGUGGACAAAUGUCCAGGCUUUGGUUUCUCGUGCAUGUCUCGACCGGAUGAAUUUGUUGGCAAAAGUCAACGUUGUGAUGGCGUGCCUGACUGUGGAGAUAGCUCGGACGAGAAAUUCUGUGCAAGUUGCAUCACAAACUACGCGUGCCCACCGCGCCCGGAUCAACAACGCUCAAAAGCCGCUUUGCAAAGGAUUUGUUUGACGCCGGAAUCGAUUUGUGACGGAGUAAACCAUUGUCCAGAUGGUUGGGACGAAAGCAACUUUUGCAAGAAAACAUGCAUGGAAACCGAAUUCGUGUGUCCCGGCUCCAACAACAGAGGUCUGCAGAAAUGCCUUCCCAUGAAUGUCAGAUGCGACGGUGUCAAGGAUUGUUCAAAUGGACACGACGAAGAAGGAUGCACUGAAUGCGCCAAGGGAGCUAUGUUUUGCGAAGCAGAUGAAAAAUGCAUAGCAAGUGCCCAACGCUGUGACGGAAAGAUAGAUUGUUCCGAUGGAUCCGAUGAAAAGGGUUGUGAUUGUGUAGCAUGCUCGGGAAGCGGCAGAGUGCUUUGUCAAGACAAAGAGGGAACUUGCAUUAUGGCAUCACAAAUCUGUGAUGGUGUAGCCGACUGCGCUGAUGGAAUCGACGAGCUCCGAUGCAUCAACGGGAAAUCGAAUUUUACUAUUGAGCCU